GGGCGACCCACCCUGAACACGCGCAUCCAAAUUGGCUGGGUGACAACUUUAGUCAUAACCUCCAACAUGGCUGAAGCAGAGACGAGCGAGGUAACUUCCACCAGCGGAAUUUUACAAGAAAUCUUCACUUCCCCGCUAAACCUGACCCUCCUGAGUUUGUGUCUGUAUUUGGUGUACAAAAUCUUGCGCGGAGACAAGCAGCCGGACUUUGGCGAGGUGGAAAAGCCGCUGCCCAAACUGAAAAAGAGGGACUUUACCUUGGAGGAGUUAAAGCCCUACGAUGGACUCCAAAAUGAGCGUAUACUUAUGGCUGUGAACGGCAAAGUAUUUGAUGUGACGAGAGGAAAGAAGUUUUAUGGACCAGAGGGUCCAUACGGAGUGUUUGCGGGCAGAGAUGCAUCUCGGGGCCUGGCCACCUUCUGUUUGGGGAAAGAGGCGCUGAAAGAGGAGCACGACGACCUCUCGGACCUCAACAACAUGCAGCUGGAGAGCCUGUCUGAGUGGGAACAGCAGUUCACCUUUAAGUACGACUACGUGGGGAAGCUUCUGAAGCCUGGAGAGGAACCAACAGAAUAUACAGACGAUGAGGAGGCGAAGGACAAGAAGAGCGACUAGAGACAAAUUUAACACCAUACAAUUCGCAAUCAGGACAUCAUGGCCACAGCCAAAUUCUCUGUCAAAUGCUCACCUCUGCUAUUAUAAAAAAUAAAACUUAAAAAAAAAAAUGAAACUGUGAUAAAACAAGGACUAAACCAAGACUUUAUCAAAAUUAUACCUAGAACAGCUGAAACGAGUUCAACAAAGACUAAACCAGGACUCAUCCAAGACUGAACCGGGACUGAUUAAGCACUAACUACUAUAUCAAGACCCAUUCCUUUAUUAACUAAAUAUAUUCCUGAGGCAGUUUUUAGCCAUGCACUGAUGGAUCAAACCCAUACAUUUAGCUCCUCAUACAUACAUAUGAAAUAAUGUCAACAACACUUACUUUUAAAUGAAUGAGACCAAGAAAGUGCCAUUUUCACAAUUAUUCUUAUGUGUUAAAUAUUUUGUCUAAAUCAUUGACAUAUGCAAUAAAAAGUACAGAAUGGUGGUGGGAACUUAGCUGCUGUUUCAAAAGUUGAAGGUGCUCUUUUCUGGUUGAAGAUAUUGCUAUUUCACCAUAUUAUCUUUUUAAAUAUUUCUAACCCCCAUAUUUCAAUGGGGUCAAGUCAAAUCUGUGGAAAUGGGACCCCGCUCAUAAAAAUGCAUGUUAAUUUUGAUCAGCAGAAGGUGGGCAGAAUGUUUAAUGCCAUAUUCUGAAACAUUUCAAACUAAGCAAUAACAUCUCUAUGGAGAGAAGUAUGUGGCGGACCACUAAAAGAAAAAAUACACAGCGCAUCUUUAAUGUUAAUCAUUAUGACACGUUUUUUCCUUAUUUGCUUUUUACAAUACAACACCACCUAUUGACACAUUCCUGAUCGCUACUUUAUCUGUGCAGUACUCAGCCCGUCAGUUCAUAAGCAGUAAACUAAUACAGUUGUUAAACACUACAUGCUGCAAAUGCCUUAAUGGUUGAAUUGUAUUGUUUUAAUCUUUCAGACUGUAAUUUGUAGUUCUUUUCAAAGCCUUAAUAUGUACUAUGAACUCUGUAAUUGUGUAUAUGAAAACAGAAUAAAAAUGCAGUUAUAUGUCAAUAAAAUGAGCAGUACUGA
This is a messenger RNA of Periophthalmus magnuspinnatus, 1691 nucleotides long. It is a transcript of the gene pgrmc1, whose product is annotated as progesterone receptor membrane component 1. The record is from RefSeq and is a predicted model, not a curated record. NCBI's taxonomy places the organism in Eukaryota, Metazoa, Chordata, Actinopteri, Gobiiformes, Gobiidae. The coding region runs from base 67 to 615 and encodes 182 amino acids. The transcript has 3 exons. Gene Ontology annotation, cellular component: membrane; endomembrane system.